AAAAAGCACUGUACAUUGUAUAUGUGAAUUAAAACUAAUUAUUAAAAACACAGUGCGACACGUAAGACGUGAGACGUGAGAUUAUACAUAUGUAGCGCUGAGUCAGUUUACAAUUUGAUUUACGUAGCGUUAGUCUCGUUGUAAGAUUCUUAUUGAUGGAGUGGAUGCUAGAUUUUGAUCUCGGCAAAUUCUAUUUGUAGUUGACGUGUGAUAUGACGAUAUAAAAUGGCACCCACUAUUCAAACCAACAGCAAUCAAGCCGAUAGAGAUAAACGUACAACUAGACCAGCUGAAAAGAGAUCUGAGCUCAUAUGUCGAGUUAAAUAUUGCAAUACACUACCGGAUAUUCCGUUUGAUCCGAAAUUUAUAACGUAUCCCUUCGAACCGACUAGGUUUAUUCAGUAUAAUCCGACUUCCUUAGAGCGUAAUUAUAAAUAUGAAGUAUUGACGGAACAUGAUUUAGGUGUUGAAAUUGAUUUGAUAAACAAGGACACAUAUGCAGGAGAUAUAAAUGCACAGUUAGAUCCAGCUGAUGAGAAAUUAUUAGAGGAAGAUGUUCUUACACCGCAAGAUUCUAAACGAUCCAGACACCAUGCCAAGAGCGUUUCGUGGCUUAGGCGUACAGAAUAUAUUUCUACAGAAAGCACUAGAUUUCAACCACAAACAGCGGACAAAGUUGAAGCCAAAGUUGGUUAUAGCAUCAAGAAGAAUUUCAAAGAGGAAACACUGUACAUGGACCGUGAUAGUCAAAUAAAAGCUAUAGAGAAGACAUUUGAAGACAAUAAGAAGCCAAUUGAAAGACACUACAGCAAACCGAAUGUAGUACCUGUAGAAGUAUUACCAGUAUAUCCAGAUUUUAAGUUAUGGAAAUAUCCAUGUGCACAAGUCAUAUUUGAUUCUGAUCCUGCACCAACGGGUCGAUCUGUACCAGCGCAGAUUGAAGAAAUGUCACAAGCUAUGAUACGAGGUGUGAUGGACGAAAGCGGCGAGCAGUUUGUAGCUUACUUUUUACCAUUGGAAGAAACGUUGGAGAAACGCCGACGGGACUUUACUGCCGGUAUCGAUUACGCUGACGACGAGGAGUAUGAGUACAAAAUGGCGAGAGAGUAUAAUUGGAAUGUCAAGAGCAAAGCCUCCAAGGGAUACGAGGAAAAUUAUUUCCUUGUGAUAAGACAAGAUGGGGUUUAUUACAACGAAUUGGAGACGCGCGUGCGAUUGAGCAAACGGCGCCAGAAGGUCGGACAGCAGCCGAAUAACACGCGUUUGAUUGUACGUCAUCGACCACUGAACGCCAAUGAAUUUAGAAUGCAGAGAUACCGAGAGAAACAAUUGGAGCCGCCUGGAGAGGAAGACGAGGACGAAGAAGAGGAGGAGGAAGAGGAGGAAGAACAGGAAACUCAACAAGAAGCGGAGAAGAACGACGGCAAAGGUUCUGAAGCGGAGAACGAGGGAGAAUCUCGCGCAUCGUCAAGGGCAUCCUCGCGAGCGUCCAGCAGGAAAUCGCGAUCUAAAUCACGAUCCCGUUCUGGCUCGAGAUCGAAAUCGCGCUCACACUCACGUUCACCGUCCAAAUCCAGAUCACAGUCUCGAUCGCGCUCGCAUUCUCGAUCGCGCUCGCGCUCUCAGUCGCGUUCGCCGUCCAAGUCGCGCAGCAAAUCACGUUCUAAAUCCGGCAGUCCUCAAUCCAGGAAUUCGUCGCGAUCUAGAUCGAAAUCGAGAUCGCGCUCGGGAACGCCUACAAAGUCACCGUCGAGAUCUCGGUCGAGCUCGCGAUCUAAGUCAAGAUCACGAUCAAGAUCGAGAUCUGCCACCGGUAGCGGUAGCGGUUCCGCUAGCGCGAGCGGCGAAAGUGGCUCGGAAAGCGAGUGAAUCAAGAAGCAUGAUCGAUAAUGCUUUCUUAAUUUAUCGAUCAUUUCCAUUCGAAUCUGGGAAUUACUUGGACAGAUUGUAUCAUUUAUAUCGUCGCACAUUAAAAGUGUUCCGCUUGUUUCAGAGAGCAUUACCGCCAAUGUAUAUCAUGCUAAUCAGAUGCUGUUUGAGUACAUUCUGCUGUUGAAUAUAUUCUUUGAACGGCAUGCGUAAUUUUUACGGAAUGUACAAAUACUCGGCGGCACGAUCGAAAAAAAAUUAAUAAAUUUGUAAGAAAAAUA
Molecule: messenger RNA, 2150 nt
Organism: Cataglyphis hispanica
Lineage: Eukaryota; Metazoa; Arthropoda; Insecta; Hymenoptera; Formicidae
Gene: atms
Product: RNA polymerase II-associated factor 1 homolog
Exons: 8
Coding region: 226-1869 (547 amino acids)
Biological process (GO): transcription elongation by RNA polymerase II
Cellular component (GO): Cdc73/Paf1 complex
Molecular function (GO): RNA polymerase II complex binding; chromatin binding
Source: RefSeq, a predicted model, not a curated record